This is a messenger RNA of Gekko japonicus, 2403 nucleotides long. RefSeq names its product ISL LIM homeobox 1 (gene ISL1). The record is from RefSeq and is a predicted model, not a curated record. Lineage: Eukaryota; Metazoa; Chordata; Lepidosauria; Squamata; Gekkonidae. Gene Ontology annotation, biological process: axonogenesis; neuron fate specification; positive regulation of transcription by RNA polymerase II. Gene Ontology annotation, cellular component: nucleus. The transcript is spliced from 6 exons. Bases 307 to 1356 code for a protein of 349 amino acids. Gene Ontology annotation, molecular function: cis-regulatory region sequence-specific DNA binding; DNA-binding transcription factor activity, RNA polymerase II-specific.
CGGCGCGCGGAGUCCCCCACACCGUGCCGCGCUUGCUUGGCUCGCCCCGGCGGGUGUGCGCGGGUGCUUCGUUUUCGCCGCCCUGAUUCCAGCGAGGAGGGGGAACUGCAGGUGGGAUCCGGCCCGCUGGACUGCUUCUCCGAGCCACCGAGCAAGCGGCACCCUUCCCCUGCCCUUGACAGCAGCAUCUCUCCCUUUUAAAGAAGCAGCAGCCUACACACACACAUAUAUGUAUUUUUCCCUUUGGGGGAAGCGCCUUUGAAACCCUGCACCAUUUCACUGUGGACCAUAUAUCCUCUUGCGGCUAUGGGAGACAUGGGAGACCCACCGAAAAAAAAACGCCUGAUUUCCCUAUGCGUCGGUUGCGGCAAUCAAAUCCACGAUCAGUAUAUUCUGCGAGUUUCUCCGGAUUUGGAAUGGCACGCGGCGUGUUUGAAGUGCGCGGAAUGUAAUCAGUAUUUGGACGAGACGUGUACGUGCUUUGUUAGGGACGGAAAAACCUACUGUAAAAGAGACUAUAUCAGGUUAUACGGCAUCAAGUGCGCAAAGUGCAACAUCGGCUUCAGCAAGAACGACUUCGUCAUGCGGGCCCGCUCCAAAGUGUACCACAUCGAGUGCUUUCGCUGUGUGGCCUGCAGCCGCCAGCUCAUCCCGGGCGACGAGUUCGCGCUGCGGGAGGACGGCCUCUUCUGCCGGGCGGACCACGACGUGGUGGAAAGGGCCAGCCUCGGCGCCGGGGACCCCCUCAGCCCCCUGCACCCCGCCCGGCCGCUGCAGAUGGCAGCAGAACCUAUCUCCGCCAGGCAGCCGGCUCUCAGGCCGCACGUCCAUAAGCAGCCGGAGAAGACCACCCGCGUCCGGACCGUCCUCAACGAGAAGCAGCUGCACACCUUGCGGACCUGCUACGCCGCCAACCCCCGGCCCGACGCCCUCAUGAAGGAGCAGCUGGUGGAGAUGACCGGCCUCAGCCCCAGGGUCAUCCGCGUCUGGUUCCAGAACAAGCGCUGCAAGGACAAGAAGCGGAGCAUCAUGAUGAAGCAGCUGCAGCAGCAGCAGCCCAACGACAAGACCAACAUCCAGGGGAUGACCGGCACUCCGAUGGUGGCGGCGAGUCCCGAAAGGCACGACGGGGGCUUGCAGGCGAACCCGGUGGAGGUGCAGAGUUACCAGCCCCCCUGGAAAGUCCUCAGCGACUUCGCCUUGCAGAGUGACAUCGAUCAACCGGCUUUUCAGCAACUCGUUAAUUUUUCAGAAGGAGGCCCAGGCUCCAAUUCCACCGGAAGUGAGGUAGCAUCCAUGUCCUCUCAACUCCCGGAUACACCCAACAGCAUGGUAGCCAGUCCUAUUGAGGCAUGAGGAACAUUCCUUGUGAUGUUGUGGUCUUUGAAGUCUUUUCGCCCCUGCUGGAGAGAGUGGGAAAGCUACCACGUUUGGGGACUCGAGAGAAAAAAAAAAGUGUUUAGAAAAAGAAAGAAUGGAAAAAAAAUAUUUAAUACAACCUUGUUCAUGAACCUAAACAAAGACAACUCCAUGAACUGUCUGGGGAGUUUUGUUUUGUUUUUCCUUUUGCAAUGAUAAGGUAGCAACACUGUGAAGACAAUCAUGGGAUCUUACUAGAAUAAUAUUCAAAGAGCAAAGGAAAAUGCUUUUUUUUAAAAAAAAAAAAUACCCACGCAAAAGGAUCUGAGGAGGAGGAUCAAGGGGAAAAAAAUAAACAGACGUUUGAAAAACGUGAAGGAUCCGGUCCUGAAGAUUUCCCACCUUUUCCCAGAUGGUACCCUUCAGCGACUGCACAUCCUCGAGAGAAAGCCUCGUUUCCAUCCUUAACCCCCUCGGUGCUGUUUGUCAGCUGGCCUUUCCCCUUGCCAAAACCAAAACAUACUAGGGAAAAGAAAACACUUCGGAAAGGAGUUCUUAUAGGUUGCUUCCCCCGAGAUCAAGAAAGGACAAUCUAUAGCCCCUCCAGACAGAACGAGCCAUUGAAAGGAGGAGGAGCUGCGAGUGGUUUGAAAAAGUGCUGGGGGGUUUUUUGGUUUGUUUUGCUUUUUUGGUUUUUUAAAAAUCCCCGUUGACUCCAACCAGGGAGGGGGUUGUGGUCUCCGACUAGCGUGCACUGUCGCUUCUUCCCCCUCCCCACCUUCUUUUUGGGGUUAGGGCUGGCCGAGAUCCCUCCUGUCUCCCGAAGCCUCCAGUGACUUUCGAGGUUUUUUUUGGUUUGUUCGUUAAAGGAGGAAGUCGUGUGCGUGUGUGUGCGUUGGGGGAGGGAGCGUUUUACAUCCCAGUUUAAAACUUCUUUUGCAACCAGGUAUACCUCUUUUUUUGGCCACACACACACACAAAUGGUGUCUCUCGGGGUUGUGUUUUUGACUGGCGUCGGCUCAAUAACAUUCCCUCUCCCUUCUC